AUGGCUGUCAUCAUGGAAUGGGCGUAUCAGUCACGCAGCGUCACUCCUGAACUUAAAAAGAAGCACAUGGAAUGGUGCCAUACGUAUGCAAUUAUGGAUAGAUUCAUGCGUAAACAUGGAAAUAUAAAGCUGAUCCAUCCUGACUAUCUACCGAAACUCGACUCACAAAUAAGGCACAGUGUACUCGUCGACAGAUUUAUGUCAUCACCUCGAUUUUCGGAGCGAGAAUCGGCUGCUAUCUCAGAUCCUUUUCGUAGGAAGAAUGCUGAAGAAGUACCAAUUUACAAAAAACAAAUCAACAUCGGAGAGAAGGAAGGUGACGCUGACGACGAGGACGACACUACGACCAGUGGGAAUGAUGACGCAAAUUUCUGGCUGAAUCAGAGGAAGUCGGGAUCUCUUAAUAAGUCUAGCGAUAGAAAGCAGUCGAAAACAGAAGUAGACUCCAAA
This is a messenger RNA of Ostertagia ostertagi, 450 nucleotides long. The record is from the annotation of a GenBank genome assembly. Lineage: Eukaryota; Metazoa; Nematoda; Chromadorea; Rhabditida; Trichostrongylidae.